UCGGGCUUUCCUGGGUUGACAGCUGUCACCGUACUCCGAGGUCAAGGGGAAAGAAGCAUGGCUGCGUUGUUUAGAGGGUCGCGAAAUGUAUUAUUAAGGUGGAAUAAGCAUGUCGGCUUUGCUUACGUUUCAUCACGAUCAAUGGCUUCAAAAACACCAGUGGGGUUUGUUGGUCUUGGAAACAUGGGCAGUCCCAUGGCCAGAAACCUGUUAAAAAACGGUUAUCCUGUUAUUGCCACUGAUGUCUUCCCUGAGUCUUGCAAGGAGCUGCAGGACAUCGGCGCCCAGGUAGUAGACUCUCCAGCAGAGGUGGCAGAGAAAGCAGACCGCAUCCUCACAAUGCUGCCCUCCAGUCCAAACGUCAUUGAAGUCUACACAGGCCCAAAUGGCAUCCUCAAGAAGGUGAAGAAGGGAACACUGUUGAUUGACUCCUCCACCAUUGACCCUGCUGUCUCAAAAGAGAUGGCAGUUGCUGCAGAGAAGAUGGGCGCAGUGUUCAUGGAUGCUCCAGUGUCAGGAGGUGUCGGGGCUGCCAGCAUGGCCAAACUGACCUUCAUGGUAGGUGGAGUGGAGGAGGAAUUCAAGGCUGCACAGGAGCUGUUCACCUGCAUGGGAGCCAAUGUUGUCUACUGUGGACAAGUUGGCAGUGGACAGGCAGCUAAGAUCUGCAACAACAUGCUCCUGGCCAUCGGGAUGAUUGGGACCGCAGAGACCAUGAACCUUGGCAUCAGACUGGGUUUGGACCCCAAGCUGCUGGCAAAGAUCCUCAACAUGUCCUCAGGUCGUUGCUGGUCCAGCGACUCGUACAAUCCGGUCCCGGGCGUCAUGGAGGGAGUGCCCUCUGCCAACAACUACCAGGGUGGCUUUGGAACCACACUAAUGGCCAAGGAUCUUGGUUUGGCUCAAAACACGGCCACCAACACUAAGACACCCAUCCCUCUGGGUUCCCUCGCCCACCAGAUUUUUCGAGUCAUGUGCUCUCGCGGCUACGCUAACAAGGACUUCUCAUCCGUCUUCCAAUUCCUACGCGAGGAGGAAGGACAGUGAAUGGAGGGGGAGCACAGCUGACUGUGAUGUUACCAUACAUAAACACACACACAUGCACGCACACACACAUAAACACACACACCCCAGUGCCCCUUAUCCCACUAUGCUCAGGAGAGACUAAGGCCUUGCCCUCAGGCGCAGAUCUGUGGUCCAAUUAACAUACUGUAUGUCGGCUCAUGUCCCCUUGUAGCAUUAGCUGAAUCAUAUUUUCAAUUCACGGCUCUCCCUCUGCAUGGAAGAAAUGCUAAAACUGACCUUAGAUCAGUAUCAAGAGACAAAGCUACUCUCUUCCCAGUCUGGGCUGAGAGGCCAUAGUGGAAAAUGAGAGGUAGGAUAAGGUGCUGCAGGUUUAUAUGUACCAAUGCAAAUAAUAUGUGGUUUUUCCAGCUGAUAUGUAAUAGCUGCAUGAUCGUUAAAAGUUUAAGUAUGCUUUUGUCGGGUUUGAGCUUGUUGCCUAUUAAGCAAAUGACUCGGAUCUGUCCUUGUUAAAGGAAGAGGACAAAAAAAGAAAACACAAGCUACAGUAAGGAUUCACAUAGUGAUGGAAAUUUAACUGACAAGACAGUGCAAGAGAGUGUUUAGGUUUUCUACUGGAGAAAAAAAAAUCCAUUUUCACAAUACUACAUGUAAGGAAACCAAAAGUAGCUACAUCGUGGGCUCAAAGCUCACCUUUUGUUACAUUUGUCUGUUUUUUGCAGGAAGUGUGUCGUUCAGUGACAUACUUACCCGAGUCAUCCUGCCAGCUUACAUACAUUUCAUUUUUCAAUCAUCCAGUUCGUUUUUGUACCUUGUGAAUACACUAGAGUUACGUCAUUUUCGGCAUUUACGUCACUACUCGGCCACUUCUGCUCAUUUAAAUACUGUGAUAUAUAUCUGGUUAUUUUUGCACUGUGUGCAUUGCAGUGCGAUGUGCCGGGCCAUUUUGAUAGAGUUACAGUACCUCUUUGAACUUACCUCUCUUCUUGACUGUCUACAUCUGCUUAUCGAGCCACUGGAGUAUUAUUUUGUGACCAACACUGAAUUUUAUACUGUUCACUACAAUGUUGUUCUCAUUGUUUAGCACUUUCUCAUGCCCGUUUUGACUUUAAUGAAAGUCUAUCCUCACAUAUUUCUCCUCUCUCUCUGUCUCCGUCUCUCUCAACUUGUACGACAUCUGUGUAAAGUGUAAGCGAGGAACACUUCCUCCCUGCUCUGAGCAAAUGUACAUAAUGUAUAUUUCAUAUUGUCGUGUAGUAUUGAGGAGGAAUCUAAAUGGACUGUCAUCUUUUUGUAGUAAAAUUCAUGAAUAGUGUCUACAGUUUGUCUUUGCUCUGUGAAACAGAUCCUCAGUCACACUGUAGCCUAAAAUAAAAGAUGUUCUGUGUA
Messenger RNA from Centropristis striata (black sea bass), 2412 nucleotides. It is a transcript of the gene hibadha, whose product is annotated as 3-hydroxyisobutyrate dehydrogenase a. Bases 58 to 1047 code for a protein of 329 amino acids. The record is from RefSeq and is a predicted model, not a curated record. Gene Ontology annotation, cellular component: mitochondrion. Lineage: Eukaryota; Metazoa; Chordata; Actinopteri; Perciformes; Serranidae. The transcript has 8 exons. Gene Ontology annotation, molecular function: NADP binding; 3-hydroxyisobutyrate dehydrogenase activity; NAD binding. Gene Ontology annotation, biological process: L-valine catabolic process.